AUGUCCAGAACAAAAGCAUUCCUCAUUAUAUUGUCAAUAUUUAUGACUAUUUUAACAACAGGUUGGAACUGCCGAGUACGACCUAAUAGCAACGAGUCUAAUUACGCAACGAAGUUGGAAGAUAUAUUGGAUCAGAUCAAAUCUUAUGAGCAACAGGUUCAAUUGCGAGCAAAUAACAUUCAAACAAUAUUAAAUCGACAGAAAAUAAAGCACGGAACAAAUGCAUAUUAUUCUAAUGAUGAGAGAAAUUUGGAAUUUGUGAAGAAUUUUCAGGAAACACACACAAAUUUACAACAUGAAAAUGCCACCAUUUUGAUGCUUGUGAGGAAUUGGGAGUUGGAAGGGGCUUUGAAAUCCAUGAGAUCAUUAGAAGACAGGUUCAAUCAUCUAUACAAAUACACAUGGACAUUUUUAAAUGAUGUGCCUUUCACAGACGAAUUCAAAGAAGCAACGACGUUAAUGGCUAGUGGGAAAACUCAGUAUGGUUUGAUCCCAUCCGAAGAUUGGGAUAGACCCAGCUGGAUCAAUGAGACCAAGUUUGAAGAAAAUUUACUUAAUUCAGAAAAGAAUGGAGUUCUUUAUGGUAACUCAAGGUCGUACAGAAAUAUGUGCCGUUUCAAUUCUGGAUAUUUCUAUAAACAGAAAUUGCUCGAUCAAUAUCAAUGGUAUUUUAGAGUUGAGCCGGAUGUUGAAUAUUUCUGUGAUUUCCAGUACGAUCCAUUCAAACUAAUGAGAGAAAAUAACAAGAAAUACGGAUUUGUAAUUAGUAUCUACGAGUAUGAGAAUACCAUUCCUACUCUAUGGAACACUACCAAACAAUUUAUGGAACAAUAUCCUCAGCAUAUCCAUCCAAAUAAUUCUUUGGAGUUCAUUACCAACACAUCGCCUAUAGGAUCAAAGGCAUUGGCGAUACAAUCUGAAUCGGAUUACAACCUCUGCCAUUUCUGGUCUAAUUUUGAAAUUGCCAACUUAGAUUUUUUCCGCUCGAAAGCCUACAAUGACUAUUUUGACUUCCUCGAGAAGACUGGGGGUUUUUACUAUGAAAGAUGGGGCGAUGCACCCGUUCACAGUAUUGGGGUGGCAUUAUUAUUGGCUAGAGAUGAAAUACAUCAUUUUGAGGAUAUUGGAUAUAUCCAUGCGCCAUUUGAAAGCUGUCCUACUAGUAGAUACACCAGGCUAAAUAAGAGAUGUGUCUGUGAUCCUUAUAAAGAAGCAAAUAUUGAUAUGACUUUACACAGUUGCGUACCUAAAUGGUGGAAAUUCGGAGCAGGUAAAAAGUUCAUGAAUGAGUGA
Molecule: messenger RNA, 1293 nt
Organism: Saccharomycopsis crataegensis
Lineage: Eukaryota; Fungi; Ascomycota; Saccharomycetes; Ascoideales; Saccharomycopsidaceae
Gene: KTR2
Product: mannosyltransferase KTR2
Exons: 1
Coding region: 1-1293 (430 amino acids)
Biological process (GO): cell wall mannoprotein biosynthetic process; protein N-linked glycosylation
Cellular component (GO): membrane; Golgi apparatus
Molecular function (GO): alpha-1,2-mannosyltransferase activity
Source: RefSeq, a predicted model, not a curated record